Molecule: messenger RNA, 1330 nt
Organism: Sus scrofa (pig)
Lineage: Eukaryota; Metazoa; Chordata; Mammalia; Artiodactyla; Suidae
Source: RefSeq, a predicted model, not a curated record
AGCAUUCCCGCAGGAGGAGACAGGAGGCUGCAAUGCAACGGCCACGCUUCAGACCCCCAGGCCUGCAAAGCCCCUGGUACCACACCCCAGCCCCCAGCGGGACUGUGCACAGCCGCCCACAGAGGAAGUGCUCCCAGCACACGAGUGAAGGAGUGAACCCAGGCACUGCGUUCAUUGCAGGGCAGUAGGGCCACCUGGAGGGAAGACGUGGCAGCUGGUGGCCUCCUGCUAAGUGGACAGAGAUGCCCUGAGUGUCCCUGUGCUCCAAGGACAUGACCUCCUGACCUUGACCUGCUCCCUCUCACUGCCUCCCUCCUGCUCUCUGCACCUGUCCCCAGCUCGGGGCCAUGACACCCCGUGCAAAUGGAACCCUCUCGGGGAAGUCUCUGCAGGAGUUUGUGCUGGAGGGGUUUCAGGGUGGGCUGCAGACCCCGGCCCUGCUCUUUGCCCUCUUCCUGGCCCUGUACUUGGCGGCCGUCCUGGGGAACCUCACCAUGAUCGUGGUCAUCACCCUGGACGCCCGUCUGCACUCCCCGAUGUACUUCUUCCUCAAGAACCUCUCCUUCCUGGACCUGUGCUACUCAUCUGUCAUCUACCCCAAGGCCCUGGCCAACGUCCUCUCCUCAGCCAAGGUCAUCUCCUUCGGGGGCUGUGCCUCCCAGUUCUUCUUCUUCUCCAUGAUGGGCACGACUGAGACUCUUCUCCUGACCGUGAUGGCCUACGACCGCUUCCUGACCAUCUGCAGCCCCCUGCACUAUCCCAUCACCAUGUGCCCCGAAGCCUGUGCCCGCCUGGUGCUGGGCUGCUAUGGUGGAGGCUGCCUCAACUCUGGGGUGCAGACUAUCCUCACUUUCCGCCUCCCCUUCUGCAGCUCCAACCACAUCGACCACUUCUUCUGUGAUGUGCCCCCCCUGCUCCUGCUCGCCUGUGCUGACACAGCCAUCAAUGAGCUGGUCAUGUUUGGCAUCUGCGGGCUCAUCAUCGUGGGCACCACACUCGGGGUCCUCAUCUCCUAUGCCUACAUCACCGUGACCAUCCUGAGGAUGCGCUCGGGAGCAGGCAGACACAAGCUCUUCUCCACCUGUGGCUCCCACAUGACGGCCGUGUCCCUCUUUUAUGGGAAUGUCUUUGUCAUGUAUGCCCAGCCGGGAGCGGUGGAGUCCAUGGAGCAGGGCAAGGUGGUCUCUGUCUUCUACACCCUGGUCAUCCCCGUGCUCAACCCCCUCAUCUACAGUCUGCGGAACAAGGAGGUGAAGGAGGCCCUGUGGAGACUGGGGCACAAGCACACUGCACCCUGAGGGAGGGUGACCUGGGAGACAGUGUCCUGAGU